AUGGGGGAAUACAUAAGAAAAAUACCUUUUUUUAAUGAUUACGAAAAAAAAGAGGAUUUCUUGAAAUUUCCGCAUUUAAAAGAAAAUGAUAAUGAUGAAAAAAGAAACUUAAAUAAAAAUAUUAUAAAUCAUGAUGCUCAUUAUAUAAAAAAAAGGGAGAAUAUGAAGGAUAUUUUAACUUAUAUUCCUUAUUUAAAUAAUAGAACACAAAGAGAUAUUUUAAGUGAAAGAAAAAAUAAGUUAAAAGAAGAUAUUAGUGAAAGUUACUACUCAUAUGAGAAAAAAUAUCCAUUUUUUAUUGAUACAUAUGUAAAAAAAAUUGAAGAAACUAAAUGUAUGAGGGAUGUAUUAAAUAAUAUAUAUGAACCUGACGAAACAAGAAAAAGUCGAAUUUCAGAAGACAUUAAAACAAAGGCUAUGCUAUUUGAAACAAGAAAAAAAUUACUAUUGGAUGAAUUAAGAAGCAGUUAUAAAGAAGAUGAUAAUAUAAUGAGUAACCAUAAAGAAGUGUAUCUAGAUCCAGCAAAGAAUUAUAUGGAUAUAGUAAAGGAUAAGAAUAAAAUAUUAACAUUAAAAAAUUAUGGUUUAGGAUUAACCCCUUCAAAUUUCGUAUUUUCAUACCCUCAUAUUCAAGCUAAAGGAAGAGGCGGCUUUGCAACAGAAAUAAUGAAAUCAAUUAUGUUAAAAAAUAAAAAUGAAAAGAUUAAUAAAAAAAUUAAUAUAAAAGACAUAAAUGAUUUAUAUAAGGAUAAGAACGAUGAAAAGAGGGAAGAGAAAGUCUUUUUAAUGAAAAGUAGAUUCAAAUAUCUAAAUCACACUAAAAAUAGUUAUUUUGUUGAUAAUUAUCUUAAGGAGAAACCAUAUAUUAUAUUGAGAUAUAAAGGAUUCCAAGAAAAGGCAUAA
Molecule: messenger RNA, 903 nt
Organism: Plasmodium relictum
Lineage: Eukaryota; Apicomplexa; Aconoidasida; Haemosporida; Plasmodiidae
Product: conserved Plasmodium protein, unknown function
Exons: 14
Coding region: 1-903 (300 amino acids)
Source: RefSeq, a predicted model, not a curated record